CACUAGUACUGUAGUAACACUGUGAUGUCACUUCCUGUCAGUUUUGCUCACCUGAUCAACCUGGAGUUCUUUGACGACCUGCUCAAUGGUGCUUCAGAACCUCAUCCAGUCAGGAGAUCUGACCAAUCGGGAGAGGUCUCCACUGCAUCCAGACAGUUUUCACCAUCCUGUCAGGACAAGGUGACGUUCUGAACAUCGACCCUCUCACCUUUUACUCUCAGCUCUACAAAAUGCUGCUGCAGCUGCACGCAGGGGCGCCCAGUGAUGACAUCAUCAUUUGUGCUGCGGUGCCUGGACGUAAUGCUGACCCGCCGCAGGAAACAGGUGACCCCUGCAGAGGGCGAUGGCAUUCAUCAAACGACUGAGCACGCUCAGUCUGCACGUGCUGCCCAACGCCAGCGUGGGGAUCCUCGCCUCCAACAGAGCCACCAUGCAUUCCUUCCCAAAGUGUGAUUUCCUCCUGGAUAACGAGGUUCAGGGCAGCGGCUUCUACCUGCCGGAGCUGGAUGAACCUGAACACUGCAACGCUCAGAACACAGCACUGUGGGAGCUACACACACUGCAGAGACAUUACCACCCGGCGGUGCGUCAGUUCGCGGCUCACCUGUGUCAGGGAGCUCCCAGCGAAGGGUCGGCGGCGCUCGGAGUGCAGCUGAGCCGCAGGUCUCCGGUGGAGCUGUUUGGUGAUUACAGUGUCAGAGACAUGACCUUUAACCCCCCGGUAGCACCGCCCGGCACAAAGAAGAAGGAUCGAACGAUCGGAGCCACGCUGCUGGACACCGAGCUGCAGAGACGAGUCCAGAGCGUCCUGACCGCUGCCGAGGAGACGCAGCUGGACUUUACAGCAACACAACACACAGCACACACACCCACCCAUCACUGACACACACACACAUACACACACACACACACUUUGAGGUUUCCCCUGGUUUUGUUUGUUCUGAAUUCUUAAAUGAAUAAAAUUAU
Toxotes jaculatrix (banded archerfish) is the source of this 966-nucleotide messenger RNA. Its product is annotated as nucleolar complex protein 3 homolog. The record is from RefSeq and is a predicted model, not a curated record. Gene Ontology annotation, biological process: DNA replication initiation. The transcript is spliced from 8 exons. Lineage: Eukaryota; Metazoa; Chordata; Actinopteri; Toxotidae. Gene Ontology annotation, molecular function: chromatin binding. Bases 344 to 883 code for a protein of 179 amino acids. Gene Ontology annotation, cellular component: nucleolus.